This is a messenger RNA of Argiope bruennichi, 1398 nucleotides long. RefSeq names its product zinc finger protein OZF-like. The coding region runs from base 1 to 1398 and encodes 465 amino acids. NCBI's taxonomy places the organism in Eukaryota, Metazoa, Arthropoda, Arachnida, Araneae, Araneidae. The record is from RefSeq and is a predicted model, not a curated record. The transcript has a single exon.
AUGCAGAAUUCUUUCGAUACUAAUGAAAAAACAUUAUCUUGUAAUGCUACUUGUGAAGAAUUUCCUCACAUUGAAAAUGAAAAAGAAAUUGCCUGCAAUUCCAUUGAGGAAUAUUUUCAAAACAAAGAUUCUAUUUCCAAGAAGCUUAAAUCUUAUACAUGUGAAGUAUGUAAUAAGUUAUUUACGUCUGUAGAGGGUUUAAAAAGGCAUUGUUCUACUCACACAAAUGAGAAGCCCUUUUUGUGUGAUAUAUGUGGUAAAGCCUUUUCUCAUAAAAGCAAGUUAAAUAUACAUCACAAUGUGCAUACAAAGGAAAAACAAUUCAAGUGUGAUGAGUGUGGCAAAGGUUUUUCUCAUAAAACUGGUUUGCAUGAACAUUUUGUGAGUAUACAUACCAAUACAUCAUAUAUGUGUGAUGUUUGUGACAAAAGUUUUUCACUGAAAAGUAACUUAAAAAGACACAAGAUAAUGCAUACAGGCGUGAAGUCUUUCAUUUGUAAUAUUUGUGAAAAGUCAUUUUCUUGUCGGAAUUAUUUGCAUAGACAUUAUCGCACCCACACUGGGGAAAAACCUUAUGCCUGUGAUUUUUGUGACAAAACAUUUUUUGACAGACCUGGUUUAAAUAGACAUCGUUAUGUCCAUAUGAAUGAAAGACCACAUACAUGCAAUGUAUGUGGUAAAGGCUUUAUUCAGAAAAGAGACCUAACUGAACACCUGAAUUCUCAUACAAACGAAAGACCUUUUAAAUGUGUUACCUGUGAUAAAGCAUUUGCUAAUAAGGGUAGUUUACAUAAACAUGUUCAUACUCAUUUAGAUGUAAAAUAUUAUACUUGUGAUGUUUGCGAUAAAGGCUUUCUACAAAGAAGCAAAUUAGAUAAGCAUUAUCUUAUUCAUACAAAUCCUUUCUCUUGUAAGAUGUGUGAAAAGUCAUUUUCAUGCAAAGAUUCUUUGUAUGAACAUUACCGAACUCACUCAGUUGAAAAACCUUACAUAUGUGAUGUAUGUGACAGAGCAUUUUCAGACAAAUAUAAUUUAAAACGACAUUAUUAUGUUCAUACAAAAGAAAAACCACAUAUGUGUGAUAUAUGUGGUAAAAGUUUUAUUCAGAAAAGAGACCUGACUGAACACCAGUAUUCUCAUACAAAUGAAAAGCCAUAUCAAUGUGAUACAUGCAAUAAAGGAUUUGCAAGUAAAGUUCGUUUACAGGAACACAGUCAAAUUCAUGCCGAUGUGAAACCUUACAUAUGUGAUGUCUGUAAUAAAGGGUUUGCUCAAAGAAAAAUAUUAAAUAAGCAUUACUGCAUGCAUACCAAACCUUUUUCAUGUAAUGUCUGUGAUAAAACUUUUUCACAAAAAAUUCUUUUGCAAAAGCAUUAUAAAACUCAUACAAAUGAAUAA